AUGGCAGUACAGACAGGUCUCGACUAUAUGCGUUCGCGCACGCAGAUCGACUGUGAUACGCUAGACGACGAAGUCGCCAAAACCCUGGGUCCAUUCGAGGACUGUACUUCCAACCAAGCUAUUGCACUUGGCGAGCUUUCUAAGCCAGCACGGGCUGAAGUCAUUGCGGCGGCACAGGCAGAUGCGAAGAAACUGCAUCCGAACUACUCGUCAACCACGGUCGAAGAAUUGGCUGUCGAGAUUGCGACUGUUAGAUUGGCCGUUGGAAUGGCAAAACAUAUUCGUGGACGUGUUCAUGUCCAGGUUAAUCCUUACUACUCAUACUCAUCGGAGAAGAUUGCGGCCAAUGCAUUCCGAAUUUUGCAGUUGUUCCAUUAUGUCCAGCCCGGCUUCGACGUCAGUCGCAUCUCUAUCAAGAUUCCUAGUACGUGGGAAGGAAUGAUGGCCUGCCACACUCUUGAAGCAGCCGGUGUGCAUACUUUAGCAACCACUUUGUUCAGCAUGGCUCAAGCUGUGCUCGCAGCUGAGGUCGGCUGUACUUAUAUCGCACCUUAUGUGAACGAACUGAGGGUGCAUGUACAAGCAGGAUUUGUGGACAAUGCGAAAUUGCUCCCGCUUUGCGCAGCCAUUCAGAAAUACUAUAAGUCCAUCAAUUCGCCCACCAAAGUUCUCCCUGCUAGCUUGACUUCCGUCGAGGAGAUCUUCUGCCUCGCUGGGGUGGAUCACCUCACUAUCUCGCCAGGUCUGUUGACACAGUUGACUCAGCCUUAUGUAGGAGAUGUCAAGUCGCUACUUGAUAUUGAGCCGACACUUCCAAUCCCGGCGCAGGAGUACUCUCUCAUCAGCGAUCCUGGAAACUACCAGAUCAGAUUUGCCCGCGACCUGGGUGGUGCUAGUCAGAUUAAGCUGACCGAGGCUAUAAAUAUUUUCUGUGAUGCCCAGGACAAGUUAGAGCUGCUUAUGAAAGGACAAUAG
Penicillium roqueforti is the source of this 975-nucleotide messenger RNA. RefSeq lists its product as uncharacterized. Lineage: Eukaryota; Fungi; Ascomycota; Eurotiomycetes; Eurotiales; Aspergillaceae. Gene Ontology annotation, cellular component: intracellular anatomical structure. The transcript has 7 exons. The coding region runs from base 1 to 975 and encodes 324 amino acids. The record is from RefSeq and is a predicted model, not a curated record. Gene Ontology annotation, molecular function: transaldolase activity. Gene Ontology annotation, biological process: pentose-phosphate shunt, non-oxidative branch; carbohydrate metabolic process.